Messenger RNA from Zophobas morio, 824 nucleotides. RefSeq names its product sodium-coupled monocarboxylate transporter 1-like. Gene Ontology annotation, molecular function: symporter activity. Gene Ontology annotation, cellular component: membrane. The transcript is spliced from 4 exons. Lineage: Eukaryota; Metazoa; Arthropoda; Insecta; Coleoptera; Tenebrionidae. The record is from RefSeq and is a predicted model, not a curated record. Bases 18 to 803 code for a protein of 261 amino acids. Gene Ontology annotation, biological process: transmembrane transport; sodium ion transport.
UCCUACCUUAUUAUAUUAUGGAUGUGGCUGCACACGUCCCUGGUGUUUCGGGUUGUUUCCUAGUGGCUUUAUUUUGUGCUUCAUUGAGUACAAUAUCGUCAAGUUUAAAUGGGCUAUCUGGAGUAAUCUACAAAGAUUUCUUGUAUAAAUUUUUAAAUGAAAACAUUAAGGAACAAACUGUGACAACUAUUUUGAAAUUGAUUACCGCACUUUGUGGCAUUGCGAUCAUAGGUUUGGUUUUGAUAAUGCAGCACUUGGGAGACAUUGUUCCGUUGGCUACUAGUGUUGCAGCAAUGUCACAAGGACCAUCCAUGGGCAUGUUCACUUUAGGUGUUCUAUUUCCAAAAGCAAAUUCUGAAGGUGCGUUUUAUGGAGCUAUUGGUGGUUUUAUUUUCACAGCAAGUAUCGGCCUGCCUUUAAAAUUUUACAAUUUAGAGAAAAAGUUUUCCUACCCAUCAAAACCUCUCUCAGUUGAAAAUUGCAGCGUUUCAAAUCAAACAGGAUUUGAAUUUCAGCAGAUAAAUAAUUCUGUUGUGCAUUCCAGUACUUCUUCGCCGUAUUUUGCUACCGAAAAAAAAAGAACAGAGGAAGAACUGCCGCCUUUCAUAUUUCGCAUUUCGCACUUUUACCACACUCUUCUUGGUGCCCUUGUUACAGUGAUGUUGGGACUGGUAAUCAGUUACUUUACAAAUAAGGGUGAUAGUAUAACUGACAAAACAUUGUUGACUCCAUUGGUUCACAAGUUUGUACCACACAAGUCAGAUAAGCGAGAAAUGCAAACUCUCGUAAAGCAUAAUAAAUAGUAAAAUUAAUAUUAGUGUAAU